Molecule: messenger RNA, 3159 nt
Organism: Pseudovirgaria hyperparasitica
Lineage: Eukaryota; Fungi; Ascomycota; Dothideomycetes; Acrospermales; Acrospermaceae
Exons: 8
Coding region: 153-2816 (887 amino acids)
Biological process (GO): septin cytoskeleton organization
Cellular component (GO): plasma membrane; cytoplasm; endocytic vesicle
Source: RefSeq, a predicted model, not a curated record
CGAGCGGCCAGCUACCCUAACGUCCUCCUUCACGGCAGCUUCUCUCGUGUCAUAAUGCACGACGUACUGGUCUACGUCUACCACUCCCUCUGAUAUAUGGGACUUUAAUACCAUUUUCUUUGUCUGGCUUUCGCGAUACUAUUGCGCUCACGAUGGAUCUCCAAAGAAAAGAGUACCCGGCAAUGCUGGAAAACCUACAGCCCAGUCAAGCCGUGAACGUCCUCAAUGAUCGCAUUAGACAUGUUAGCAAUGUCAAUACUAGUAUUGCCGAAUGGCUAAAGGAACGCCGCCGGGUCGAAGAGCAAUACGUCUUAGGCCUACGAAGACUCGCGCAAAGCUUACCAGCUGAUUCGGCUCUGGAUCUUGGAGUGUUUACAUCUCCAUGGAACAAGAUCAUCAGCUCAAUAGAAGCCAUUGCCGAAUCUCAUCAUACCCUCGCCACCAAGAUAGAGAUCGAUGUCGAACUGCCAUUACGCGCAUUUGUCAGCACAAACAGAGAGGUCCAAGCCAUGGGCAAUAUAAGUGGCAAUCUUGCCGCCAUGGCGAAAGAGAUCGAUACGGCACAGAAAAAAGCUGAGAAGCUUGAAAACAAAGGAGGCAAGGCGUCAGCCUCCAAAGUCUCCUCGGUAGCUGGUGAAAUCGAAAGCGCGCAAGCUGCAUGGGAUUCUCAAGCCCCUUACGUAUUCGAGCAGCUACAAGCUGUAGACGAGAGUAGACUCAACAAAUUACGGGACGCUCUAACCCAGCUUCAGACGUAUGAAGUGGAUCAGGUGGAACGCAAUCGAACUACUGCUGAGCAAUGCCUAAAUGUUCUACUCGAUGUUGAAACUGCAGACGAGAUCAAAACUUUUUCAAUUAGAGCCACAAGCGAUAUUCCCAGAAUUGAGCGUCAGAGAAGCCGGCCUCAGGGAGGUAGCUCUAUCGCUUCCGCGAGUUUAGCGCCUCCUAUGUCACCAAGUACUCCAGAACAACGCGAUGAUGGUUCAAGCCAUAAAGGCUCCAUUCAAGAACCAAAGUCUAGCAGUAAACCAUCCGGGCUAAAGCGUUUCACCACAGUCCUGGGACGACGACGACAAAGUAUACAUCCUUAUGAAAAGCGCGGACCAUCUCCGGAGCAGAAGUCUUCGGGGAAUCUAGCCUCGUCCUUGUUCGGCAGGCGAAAGGAUAAGGAAGCUCCUCAGUCUCCCGAGAGGCAACGCUCACCAACGCGCCAACUAGCAGAUCUCCCUGAAUCAAGUACAGAACAAGCCCAAUCCCCGGUUGUGCCACACAUCCCGCCAGACAAGACGGAAAGACCAAAUGGCUUAGGCCUACAGAAUGAUACAGACGCCCUCGGAUCCCUCACGAAUGGUGCGGCGACUACGACAUCAAUUCCACGCUUGCAAGAACCUCUGCAACCCAUAUCGCCCUCAUCCACAGUUGCGACCGAUCCACGCAAGGAUUCUGAAGGUUUUACUGUACCAACGGCCGGCUUAGAUGCCAUUUCACAGGCAGAGCAGGAGGCCGCAGGCUUAUCAUUGUCCGAAGACGCUCCUUCGCAGCAGUUCAAAGUAGACAUAAGAAAUGCCCCUAUUCAAGAAGAAGAUGGCGAUGCGAACGCCGCGAUCGCUAACGUUACUAACACAUUACGAGCACAAGCAAUAGGCAUGCCGUCUCGUAAAGCUGGCACAGUACGCGGACGAAGAGCCGGCGACGUCCGUAAUACCAUGUUUGUACCUGCGGGUCAGACUCUACAAAUGAACGAAUCAACUGGGGAACUCUCAAUGCUACCUUCCGCAGCAGUACCUCAACCUACGACGCCUACCAUGAUUUCCUUGCCAACUUCACCACCUAUGCCGUCGAGCCAAGUUUCGCCUUUCAAAAUAUCGCAUCGCCCCCCCUUCCUCAAUGAAGAUCCAGCUGGCUCUGACACACAAUCUAUUAGAUCAGGACGCUCAUUAAGUAGUUCAGCUAGUACAACAGUCAGACACCCCGAACUCCAUGAGCCUGGGCUCAACUCUUCCAUCGUAGAAACCGUCAGCACCUGGUUUGAACGGGGUCAAGUUACCAGAGCAAUGGUCAUUGGCCAGGUUGCACUCGCAUACAAUCCGCCGGAUAUAUCCUCAGGUCCAUUCGGCCAGGAAAGCAUCCGCCUGGAGAACUUUCCUGUUCUUGAAAAGGUUGCCCCAAAUCCAGCAUUCAUUGAGCAACAAGCCGAGCAUCCCGGCAUAUACAACGUCGAUCUCUCCAAAAUUACAAAGACCUCCGUUGCCUUCCACUACCAGGUACACCUCAAUCCCACCAAUCAGUCCUCCUUCUCACCACUCCUUCUAUCCCCCGCCUGGAAGCCAGAACCCACUCAGACCUCCGCCCUACUCAGCUACGGUCUCAACCCCACACUUACUCUUCCGCCCGGUACUUCGUCCAUCACCCUCUCCAACCUUGUCCUCGUUCUACGCCUCGACCCUACCGCCGGCAAACCCACCCACGCCCAAUCCAAGCCUGUGGGUAACUUCUCCAAGGAUCGCAGUCUGAUCUACUGGCGUCUUGGCGACGUCACCCUGUCGGCCGACGCACCCGUGCAACAGCUCCGUGUACGAUUCUUCACAGACGGUGAGGCCAAACCAGGGAAUGUAGAGGCGCGAUGGGAGCUGGAUGACAAUAAAACUCCUGGGAUGGGCAGUGGUCUUAGUGUCUCGUCGAUUGUUGAGGAUGGCGCAAAGGCCACUGAGGCUGAUCCGUUCGCAGAUGAGGACGAAGGGCCGGAGAAGACGAGGUGGAAGAACGUGCAGGGGGCCAAGAAGAUUACAAGUGGAACGUAUAUUGCUUCGUCGUAAGGUUGCCUUUGCAGUCGAAGGAGAUAAAUAUCAAAAUGGAGGUAGGGGUGGAGAGUAUAAAAGGGGCCAUCAAUUGAGCAUUCCGUAUCAUGCAGCUUGACGUAAUGGUUGGAGCGUACAGGGCAGUCAAAGCUACAGAUAUCAUUUCUUAAUGUCAUAGUAGGCAUCAGUAUUAUUAUUUAUGGGACCUGUUGAAAAGGUAGGUCCGCCGACAUAUCACUCGAUACCAUUUCAUAUAAAUUUACCAUGAUUCAACCGCACGAUCUGCUCUCUAGGGAAGUGGUAAGGAUGAUAUUCAAGCAUUGACCAAACGUCGCUGCUUAUGCCUUGGCAGGAAAAGCUA